This is a messenger RNA of Chiloscyllium plagiosum (whitespotted bambooshark), 6828 nucleotides long. NCBI's taxonomy places the organism in Eukaryota, Metazoa, Chordata, Chondrichthyes, Orectolobiformes, Hemiscylliidae. The record is from RefSeq and is a predicted model, not a curated record.
AUGGAGAGCAAGAUGAUCCGUAUGAAAUUCAUCGAGUUUGAGGAUGCACUGGAACAAGAGAAGAAGGAACUUCAGACACAUGUGGAGUCUUUGGAGUUACAGACCAGGCAGCUGGAACUCAAAUCUAAGAACUACGCAGACCAACUUACCAGACUGGAGGAGCGGGAAGCGGACAUGAAGAAGGAAUACAACGCGUUACACCUGCGGCACACUGAGAUGAUACAAACUUACGUGGAACACAUCGAACGAUCCAAGAUGCAUCAAGUUGGGGGAAAUGCACAAUCUGAUGGAACGAUGACCGGGAGGAAUAAUCAUCGCCAACCAUGGAGAAAAAGUAGGAAGGAACGGCCGAAUACUCUGGGCCCCCUCUUCCCUGUGCUGGACGGGAAUCUCCGUGGACAGCAAGUUGGUCGUAUCACUCCUGGUUCUGACAAUUGGCAUUUGAGUGAUCUAAGUCAGCCCCCAUCUAAUGGUAGCGGGAAGGAUGAUACCUUGGAGUCUGGCCAGUCGUCUGCUGCUGCCACCCCAAGUACUACAGGGACCAACUCCAACACACCAACGUCAUCCGUCCCUUCUGCAGCUGUCACUCCGCUAAACGAAGUAAUUAAUCCAAUCUACAACGGGGACGGAAAAGUCAAGAACCAGCGAAAGCGGGCGAAAGGUAAUAGCAGAAACAUGGAAGUCCAGGUCAACCAGGAGAUGAGGAACGUCAGCAUAGGAAUGGGGAGUAGUGACGAGUUGUCGGAUCUCCAGGAGAUUAUUGAUUCAACACCGGAACUUGAUAUGUGUCACGAUUCUCGCUUUGAAGGACGUGGAGGCAACAGCCCCACGCAAGGAAUCGUAAAUAAAGCGUUUGGGAUAAACACGGAAUCACUGUACCAUGAGCUUUCCACUGCUGGGUCAGAAGUCAUUGGCGAUGUGGACGAAGGGGCGGAUCUUCUCGGAGAGUUUUCAGUUCGUGAUGAUUUCUUCGGAAUGGGAAAGGAAGUUGAGAAUCUUAUUAUGGAGAACACUCACCUUCUGGAAACGAAGAAUGCCCUGAACAUAGUGAAGAAUGACCUGAUUGCCAAGGUGGAUGAGCUGUCGAGUGAGCAAGAGGUGCUGAAAGGUGAGCUGGAGACUGUCAAACAAGCCAAAGCCAAGGUUGAGAACCGAAUGAAGGAACUGGAGGAAGAACUGAAGAGGGUUAAGUCCGAAGCUAUUGUGGCCCUGAAUAACAAGGAAGGCAGAGAGGAACUGGAGGAUGUAAGCGAUGAUGUGCAGGUGGCCCAGAGGCGGCGUUUCACCCGGGUGGAGAUGGCGAGGGUGCUGAUGGAGCGCAAUCAGUACAAGGAGAGGUUAAUGGAGCUGCAGGAGGCUGUCAGGUGGACUGAGAUGAUCAGAGCUUCUCGAGAAUACCCAUCAAUCCAGGAGAAGAAAAAGUCAGGCAUUUGGCAGUUUUUCAGCCGCCUCUUCAGCUCCUCUUCUACAGCCCAGCCCACCAAGAGGCCACCGGUUCUUCAUUACGCUGCUCCCAACACCUACGGCUCUUCUGGCUUCACCAAGCGGCGGAGCCACACCAUGUCGCAGUUAUCUACCGCAGACAGAACACGUGCCAUAGACUUCCUGCCUGAGGAACAGAAAGUUCCUAAGGAGGAGAAGAAACCAGACCCAGAUAAUGAACAAGUCGACUGCACCUCGAGUGCUCGGCGGGAGCUGAAACGCGAGCAGUACCGCCAGGUCAGGGACCACGUCAGGAAUGAUGAUGGCCGACUGCAGGCCUGUGGCUGGAGCCUCCCGGCCAAAUACAAACAGUUGAGUCCAAAUGGCAGCCAGGAAGACAAUCGUAUGAAGAACGUCCCGAUCCCGGUCUAUUGCCGUCCAUUGGUCGCAAAGGAUCCCACCAUGAAGCUUUGGUGUGCAGCCGGUGUGGAUCUGACCGGCUGGAAGCCCCAGCGUGUGGACAACGGGAAUGAGCUAGGCCGCUCGCGUAGCUGUGACCCCCUCACCUCCGACACCGAGAAGGAUGGGAAGAAUAGCAGCAGCCAUAGCUCGCCCGAUAAAAACAAGAAGACUUCCAGUGCUGAGGACGUCUCGAGCCGUGUGUGGAUCUGCACUAGCACACACUCCACCAGUAAAAUUGUCAUCAUUGAUGCCAACCAACCUGGCACCAUUAUGGAUCAGUUUAUAGUGUGUAAUGCCCAUGUGCUGUGUAUCACCAGUGUUCCAGCUGCGAGCGAGAGCGACUAUCCGGCCGGAGAAAUAUUUUUAGAGGGAGACUUGAAUCCGGAUGAUUCCAGUGGAGCUGAAGGGGUAUUAGCAGGAAUCACCCUGGUAGGAUGUGCAACACGAUGCAAUGUCCCCCGGAGCAACAGCACAUCCAGAAGUGACACCCCAACAUCUGACAAAGGACAAAGUGAUAUGGCUACUGUUAAAGGCGGCAAGGUUAACCAACCACAAUCUGCUGAAGAAGCAACUGAAGCCACAGAAGCAACAGAAAACAGUGCGGGUGAUGCGGAGCCAACAUUGGCCCGGCCUAGUGCCUACACAGAGCAUGUGUUUACAGACCCAGCACAGACAGAAGAUAAAACUCAGCUCAGGGAAAAUGGUCAACCCAAGGAGGAACCGAAUGCUGGCCAGUCGGUACAGGAAAUAAAUAAUCGCAGCCCCAACGGAUCAAUUACGAGCGCUGCCCCGACCAUGUGGUUAGGGGCACAAAAUGGCUGCCUUUAUGUUCACUCUGCUGUGUCCAACUGGAAGAAGUGCCUGCACACCAUCAAACUGAAAGAUGCCGUCCUCAGUAUUGUGCAUGUGAAGGGACGUGUUUUGGUGGCACUGAAUGAUGGAACAUUGGCUAUCUUCCACCGAGCUGAAGAUGGUCAGUGGGACCUGAGCAAUUACCACCUCAUGGACCUGCGCCGUCCGAACCACUCCAUCCGCUGCAUGGCUGUUGUGCACGACAAGGUCUGGUGUGGCUACAAGAACAAAAUCCACGUCAUCCAGCCUAAAACAAUGCAGAUCGAGAAAUCCUUUGAUGCACACCCGCGGAGGGAAAGCCAAGUGCGCCAGUUGGCGUGGAUUGGUGAUGGGGUUUGGAUCUCAAUUCGCCUGGAUUCCACCUUGCGCCUUUAUCAUGCGCACACACAUCAGCAUCUACAGGAUGUAGACAUUGAGCCUUAUGUCAGUAAAAUGUUAGGUACCGGCAAAUUGGGAUUCUCUUUUGUGCGAAUCACAGCUUUGCUAAUUGGUGGAAACCGCCUUUGGGUGGGGACAGGAAAUGGAGUGGUUAUCUCUAUCCCAUUGACAGAAACUGUAGUUUUGCACCGAGGUCAACUGCUGGGGUUCAGGGCCAAUAAGACCUCACCAACUGGCAGUGAAGGAAACCGUCCUGGCGGAGUGAUUCGUGUGUACGCAGACGAGAGCAGUGACAAAGCCUCCAUUGGCAGCUUCAUCCCAUAUUGUUCCAUGGCUCAAGCUCAGCUCUGUUUCCAUGGACAUCGGGACGCAGUCAAAUUCUUUGCGUCUGUGCCAGGUAAUGUUCUGGCAACAUUGAAUGGCAGCGUGUUGGACAGUCCCACAGAGAAUCCAGGACCAACAGCCCCUGAGCAAGAAGAGAGAAAGCUGCAACCUGUCUUAGUGCUCAGCGGAGGAGAGGGCUACAUUGACUUCAGGAUCGGUGAUGGUGAGGAUGAUGAGACAGAGGAAAGCUUGCCAGAUGGAAUAAGACCGGCUCUCUCCAAGGCAGAACGAAGUCACAUUAUCGUCUGGCAGGUGUCCUAUGUUCCUGAAUGAGAUGUUGCUACCACAAAACUUAUCACUAAAUGCCUGCACUUCAUCUGUAUGUACAUAUAUACCCUGCAUUGUACCUGUCCGUGUAGGAAGCCUCUCAAAAUCUAUAAAUCCUGUGGCAUUUCCAUCGUGUCCCCACUUUGGAUUGGUCAUUUGUUGAAAGUCCAUCACCUUUUGAAUUCAAUUUAAAACAAAGCGAUAUGAGAAAAUCCUUGGGAAUAGCUAACGCUGGGAUAUUUGUUUUGGAGACUGAACCCCUAUUUACAUUUAACCAAGUUAGUUGCUGUUCCAAGCACAUGUCUAUAUAAUUAACCUGUUCUUAAAAUUUUGAACUGACUUGAAAGAUGUGACUGUAAUGCAUACCAGGUGCUGGAGGAGGUAAUUUCACAAGGCAACUUUUCCAAUCUGUUCAAAUACACAUCUUUUAAAAGUUUAAUUCUGUUUCUAAAUAGGAUUUAAUUUCUUUCUUUCAAUUUAUCAAACUUUACACCAUCCCCUCCCCCCACCAAUGUUUUAUUAAAAGUUCACUCCCAAUAAUGUUCAUCAUUAAGUAAUCACCUGGAGCAGUUACUCCAUCAGUUGAGUUUUUCACGAGGUUCUGUCAUUGCAAUGAAAUCCAAAGGACAGGUGAUGUAAGAGAGCUAGAAGGAAUGGAUAGGUUUUCGGAAACAUCAUUAUGGGUCCCAUAAUAUGGAGUGAUAGAGAUGCAAAGGCUGAGAAUUGAUGUCCAAGGAUGAUGAUGAUGUUCCAUGAUGCCCCCAAGUCAGUUUUUAAGUCACUUUGAUGAUAGAUUGGAAUGAUUACAGCACAUUGGAACCCCCUCAUUUUUAACUACCCACCUGUUUACUUUGAAGGCAGCACCAUUGAGAAUGUUAUUUCUCCUUCAAGAUGGGCUUCCACACACCGCUCUGAGAAAUGAAUGUCGACCACUGUUCAUUGUAGCUGUCAGCGUUCUAGUUGACACUCGUCUGGGUUUGGUGGAACCUGCUAUUAUCUGUGUCGUUUUGUAACUGUAACUGACCCCAGAGAUAGGAAACUAGGGAAUAUCAAUGGGAAUGUAUUCAUUUCAGAAUGUCAUUGGGUUCUGCAAAACUUCUGGAGCAAAAUGAGAGGGUUUUAAAGAUGGCAGUCACUUUCAAUUAACCAUUUUAAUCAGUUUUUUCAUAGAAUAUACAUCUCUUUGUAUUUUAAGUAGUUAUAUUUUGGGUUAUAUUUUGGGAACAAAAGAAUUAGUCUUGGAGAUCUAUGGUGGCAAUGCAAUACGAUGAAGGACUUGGGCACAUGAUGUACAAUUUUCUGGAAGAGUAUCUUGGCUGGAUAGAUCUAUGGAUAGGUAGCUGUAGAUUGUAUGCAAGAUUGUAGCAAGUUAUCUCAAGGACACCUUGGCCCCUGGCCUAUUGGGUGGAAACUGUAGAAAGAUGUUUCAGUAUUCAUCAGCAACCCAUAUCAGCUACAUUUUCACCAUGUCACAGAAAUAUUCAUGAUGUACAUUCAUGGUGUUCCAGUAUUGAAUCAUUGAGUGAGAGACCAUAUGCUUUGAAGUUUGUUUUAACUUGCUCCCAGUUAUCCGUUAAAAAAGUAAAAGUGUCUUGAGAAAAAGAAGAGCAAAUCUUAAAAGGGAUCUAGUUAGCGCAGACUGGCAAUGAUUACACACUGUGGCUCAUACUAAAGUAUUCAGUAUUACCUCCUAGGUUAUCCACAAGCAGUCUCUACUACUCUUGUGGACCAGUAGUUUUAAUAUAUACAGUAUCUAGUUUUGGAUACAAAAAAUCUUUAGUAUAGGUCUUGUCAUCUUUCUCAAAUUAAAUAAAUUGAAGACCAUAUUAAAGUGCAAACUGAGAACUGUUUGUUAAUGAGGAAGAAAAGGGAUUUGAGGAAAUAAAUGGCAUUUUCUUCUCCCUGUUCACAACCUUAAGUGAUGAGUUAGAUGGUAUGACACCGAGGGAGGAAGCAAAGGAACAGAAUUGGAGCAGGUGAUUGUUGGCUGGUGUGCUGGUGGUACCAGUGGAGAAGAUUACAUUCUUCCUUCCUUGAGCAAAGGACAGCACAGUGGAAAAGUUCAGGAGAUGACUUGGAGCAAGUUUGAAAAACAAAACAUUGAACUGUGUUAUUCAAAACGGACUAUCAGUUCCUGUCUGAGCCAUAUGCUAAGAAUACGCAUAAGAACUGAGAGACUUCUCUGACCAGCAGACAUCUUCAGUGGGUAUAGAUAGGAAAACUGAGCAUGGAUUUACAGAGAUUCUCUUUUAAUUUGACCAUGUACAUAUCCUGGAAUACAUGUUAUAAAUGUUGUUAGUGAAUUCAAAACCUUUACAGUCAGUAAUUCUUCAGUAUAGAUAUCUACAUUCAUAUAACACACCACCCUCAAAGUAUUCCACGCCUGCACCUUUCUUCCUUGAUGUAUUGCAGGUCAUUUUGACCAAGGGGCAGGAAGAAAGCUGAUAGGUUCAGUCAGUUUCAUUAUUCUGACCAAGAUGUAAAUUAAGAGUGAGUAAAUUUUGAAUGGAGCUGGCUGUCAGGUUUGGAAAUGGAGCUCAGAGGGGAAACAAAAUCCUGGUAGUGACUGGAGAUAAUGUGGUAGCAGUUCUUCAGAGGAAAUCUGCGACCAACGCAAGACAUUAUAAUCAACAUUGAUUUGGAAAUCAUCAGGGAUCUGCUUUUAUCCUCUGGCUACAUGAAUGCAUUAUGUUUGUAAUUUAUACUUGGCUCCCCUGUUGAGUAGAUCAUUUUUCAGGGUCCACAAAGUAGAUUUAUGAAUCUUCUGGGCGUCCAGAAUAUGUCCUCUGUCAGUAGAAAUUUGAGGUUUUUCUCAUGUCAUGUAAAGUAUCUCUUGUGUAUUACAGACUCGGGAGCGAGAGAUCCUGCAGUGUAAACUCUGUUGCUUCACAGCAGAGUACUGUACAAAAAGCUGCCUGGUGUAUAAUGAAAAGGUCGGGUUGGGUGUACAGAGAGGGUUGGCUUGUGUAAGGAUAUGUUCUGAGCUAUUUUCCCUGUGCAUUGUAAUUAACUUAAUUAACAUGUAAUUGUUCCAUAUGUAAUAAACCUAUUCCCAUCAUAAAA